Vigna radiata var. radiata (mung bean) is the source of this 1254-nucleotide messenger RNA. RefSeq names its product geraniol 8-hydroxylase. Lineage: Eukaryota; Viridiplantae; Streptophyta; Magnoliopsida; Fabales; Fabaceae. Gene Ontology annotation, molecular function: iron ion binding; heme binding; monooxygenase activity. The record is from RefSeq and is a predicted model, not a curated record.
CUUCUCACCAUCAUCAGAAACUCUCGUCAACUCUACAAGAAGCCACAGCAGACAAUGGCCAAGCUUGCAAAAUUCUAUGGCCCCAUAAUGCGUUUCACCAUCGGCCAAUCAACCACCAUAGUAAUCUCUUCCACAAUCGCAGCCCAAGAGAUUCUUCAAACCCAUGACACCCUAUUCUCUGACAGAACAAACCCCGACAUCACAACAUCGUACAACCACAACCAUUACAGCUUGGUCUUUCUCCCUGUCUCACCCCUCUGGCAAGAACUGAGAAAAAUUUGCCACGNAAANUUGUUUUCNGUCAAAACCCUUGACGCAAGCCAAGACCUUAGACGNAGGAAACUGCAGGAACUGCUUAGUGAUAUCCGCCAAAAAAGCCUNGACGGCGAAGUGGUGGAUGUCGGNAGAGCAGCAUUCAUGGCCNGCNUUAACUUUUUGUCGUACACUUUUGUGUCAAAAGAUUUUGUUCCCUCUGUAGCUAAUGGUGAGUACAAGCACGUUGUGGGGACUCUCUUGAAAGCAACGGNAACACCGAACUUGGUGGAUUACUUCCCAUUCUUGAGGGUNUUCGAUCCACAAGGCAUAAGAAGACACACCACGAAUUACAUAGACAAGUUGUUCGAUGUGUUGNACCCCAUAAUCGAUGAACGGAUGAAGAUGAGGCAAGANGAGAAUUAUGUCACCAGCCAUGACAUGCUUGAUAUCUUGCUUGAUAUUUCUCAAAAGAGCAGCGAGAAUAUACACAGAAAGCAGAUCAAACAUUUAUUCCUUGAUCUACUGGUUGCGGGGACUGAUACGAUGGCGUACGGCUUAGAACGGACAAUGGCGGAGCUAAUGCACAACCCGGAGGCGAUGCGGAAGGUGAAGAAGGAGUUGGCCGAAAUGAUCGGAGUAGGGAAGGCGGUGGAUGAAUCGGACGUGGCAAGGCUUCCGUAUAUGCAAGCGGUGAUAAAAGAGAGUCUUCGCAUGCACCCACCAGCGCCGCUUCUGGUUCCUCGAAGGGCGAAAAUAGACGUGGAAGUGUGCGGGUGGACGGUGCCAAAGGGUGCUCAGGUGCUGAUAAACGAGUGGGCCAUAGGGAGGAGCCCGGAGGUGUGGGAGGAUGCACAUGUGUUCUCGCCGGAGAGAUUCUUGGACUCUGACAUCGACGUGAAAGGUCGACACUUUAAGCUGACACCCUUCGGCAGUGGAAGGCGCAUCUGCCCUGGCUCUCCACUCGCCGUCAGAAUGUUGCACCUCAUGCUGGGCUCUCUU